This is a messenger RNA of Xylaria bambusicola, 1005 nucleotides long. RefSeq names its product FAM96B protein. The record is from RefSeq and is a predicted model, not a curated record. The transcript has 2 exons. Gene Ontology annotation, biological process: iron-sulfur cluster assembly. NCBI's taxonomy places the organism in Eukaryota, Fungi, Ascomycota, Sordariomycetes, Xylariales, Xylariaceae. The coding region runs from base 237 to 854 and encodes 205 amino acids.
AGCUGGUGGUGGUACAAGCUUACCCCGCCGCCACUGGUCUCAAGCUCAUGAGAAUCCACCUCCUCGAGAUGACUGAUUCAUGAAUGCAUCUACGGAUAUGUCCAUUAUUUACACACAAAAUACCCCCGUCAGACGCCGUGUCUCUGUUAUACUUGUAAUCACCUCCUUGUCGAACACUAUCCCACAGUCAACUCAUUGAAUCGUCAGCAUUGGACAUCAUUGAUCAUCACCCCGAGAUGGAUAAUAAGGACAACGCCAACCCUACCAUUCUGAACGUCUCGGAACUUCCCACGAGGCAAAACAAAAAGAAGGCUCCCGCCGCUACCCCCGGCAAGGAUGCCGAGUCCGACUUAGACAUUGUCUUGAGACGGCCCGAAUACCUCUCUGCGCCCUUUUGCGAGGUGCCUUGGGCUUCCGAUGACACCGACAGCGACGACGGCUUUACCAUUGAGCCCAUCGAUGAGCAGGAGAUCUACGACCUCAUUUCGACCAUUUCUGAUCCGGAGCACCCACUGUCGCUCGGUCAGCUUGCGGUAGUGAACCUGCCUGAUAUCCACAUUACCCCUUCUCCUUCUGCGCCUGCAGAUCCCAACACCCUGACCCAAGUUCUUGUCAAGAUCACGCCGACUAUUACCCACUGUUCCCUCGCCACUGUCAUUGGGCUUGGUAUCAGAGUUCGUCUCGAACAGGCGCUGCCUCCCAACUACCGUGUCGAUGUUAUGAUUAAGGAGGGCACCCACAGCCAAGAUGACCAGGUAAACAAGCAAUUGGCUGACAAGGAGAGAGUUGCCGCUGCUCUGGAAAAUGCCACUCUCAAAGGAGUACUUGACAAAAUGCUAGAAACCUGCGUCUAAGAUGUUCCGCCCCAAGUCAACCAUCGUAGCCCCGUUGUGCUUUUAUGCACUGUUACGAAGCACUCUAUGCCAGAGCGCUAUCUACAGCAGGCAUUAUAUGCCCUAUUCAGCGACUGCCAGACCGCCCGAGAUUACCGAACUUCGAGGUUGC